AUGUCCAAAUUCUCAUUGGCUAUCUCAAUUAUUUUUGCAAUCAUUUGGAGUUCUGCAUUAUAUUUCGACUUCACUUGGCAACCAAGAUUGGGACAUGACUGGUACAUUUACAAGCUGAUAAUGCUGACAAAUAUUAACUUUGUACUUGAUACAAUAUAUUCUGUAUUGGUCGUUAUCAGUUACAAAGGAACUUUUCAAGACAUAACCGAUUUCAUGUUUUUCACUUCAGUCUUUCCUAUUGCAGUGGUGACGAGCGGUCUUUUCUGGGGAUUAUAUGCAAUUGAGCCCGAAUUGGUGAUGCCAGCCUGGGUCGCACGACUUAUUCCUUCAUGGUUAAACCAUGUCACACAUACAUUACCUAUUUUUUAUGUUCUUCUGGAAACGCGUGUUCAUAAAAGAAAGUUGCCAACAAAACGUACCUCAUUUAUAAUGUCAUGUCUUUUAGUAUUUUUUUAUUUUGUAAUAAUAUUUGCAAUUAGGUACAUCGAUGGCUUCUGGAUUUAUCCACUUCUACAACUUUUCAAUUUCCAUCAUUUCGUUUUGGCGUAUAUCGCCGGAGUUGCUGGAUUUUUCAGUUUAACACAACUGGCCGUCAUUUUAUCGGGCAAUCGAAAAAAUUCCUCGGAAAAGUUUAAAUCAAACUAA
Molecule: messenger RNA, 645 nt
Organism: Caenorhabditis bovis
Lineage: Eukaryota; Metazoa; Nematoda; Chromadorea; Rhabditida; Rhabditidae
Source: the annotation of a GenBank genome assembly